AUGAGUAGUAUAGAUUAUUUACAUGCUGUAUCUGAAGUCUCUUACUUAAAAUCCAUGUAUGGUGAAGAAGACAACUUAAUCGCCGAGCAAGAUGAAGAAUUUCGUAUCAAGAAAGAAGAAAGGAUCACUCAGAAUAUUCGGUCUAUCGUGUCAUCAUACCCACAUGUUCUUGAUCUUGAAAAACCAGUUUUUGAUUUCGCAGUCCCAAGGGGAAAACGAUCAAGGCCAAACGCGCGUCCAAGAGAAGUUAAAGCUCUGGAAAAUAAGUCUGAAGAACACAGAGUAGUACAAGUUGAUAAUGCGGAAAAAAAUAUACCAGAUUGGUCUGCUAUUGCUGCUAGACUUGUAAGACCAACUGGUGUCACUGUCAACAAUAAAGAAUCACUCGAAAACAGAGAAAAGGCGGCUGAUAAUAGGGAAAACAGAGGAAGUAGUAGUAAUUCUGCACCAUUGCCCGUUGACAGAAAAAGAUCACGAGAAGAAGCCAACUGCAAUUUUAGACCUGUUGCUAGAGCUGUAGUUGUCGCCCCUCCUGCAGAAUUGAGUAUCGAAUUCAAGAAUCUGAUUACAGUCAAUGGGGGUUUACUUGAAUCAGCUAUAUUGGUCAUUGAAAAAACACUAUUCGACACGGAUGUUAAAGCAGCAGAGGGAAGGUUUUCAAUCCCACAAAAGCAGAUGAGUAAUCAGUUUCUAAAGCCUGCUGAAGAACAACUUUUGAAUGGGCGCAAUGAGGCUAAUAAAAUGCGUGAGAUGAAUGUGAUGUUGAUUGAGCCUUCGCAUAAAAAAGGUGAAAUAAAUCUGAGAAAAUGGACAAUGAACAAAAACAAUGGGAAAGCAAGUUCAAGUUAUGUGUUGGUUAAACACUGGAAUGAUGUGGUAAGAAGGAAUGGUUUGAGAGCUGGUAUGAAGAUGCAAUUGUGGGCAUUCCGAAAGGGUGAAACCUUGUGUUUUGCCCUUGUUAAUGUUUAAGUUAUUAGAUG
Solanum tuberosum (potato) is the source of this 980-nucleotide messenger RNA. Its product is annotated as putative B3 domain-containing protein At5g35780. Gene Ontology annotation, molecular function: DNA binding. Bases 1 to 969 code for a protein of 322 amino acids. NCBI's taxonomy places the organism in Eukaryota, Viridiplantae, Streptophyta, Magnoliopsida, Solanales, Solanaceae. The transcript has a single exon. The record is from RefSeq and is a predicted model, not a curated record.